Messenger RNA from Xiphophorus hellerii (green swordtail), 3651 nucleotides. RefSeq names its product granulin b (gene grnb). Gene Ontology annotation, cellular component: extracellular region. NCBI's taxonomy places the organism in Eukaryota, Metazoa, Chordata, Actinopteri, Cyprinodontiformes, Poeciliidae. The record is from RefSeq and is a predicted model, not a curated record. The transcript is spliced from 16 exons. Bases 224 to 2464 code for a protein of 746 amino acids.
GGUCACGUGUGAGCCUAUCAUGUGAUAAAUGCCUUCAAAAAUUUGUAGCAGGUUGUUUUUGUCUUGUGUUUGUGGCGAUGCGGUGAAAAGAGGACACUUCUUAUUCUACCUAUUACAUCUGCCUUCAUAAAACUGUGAGGUUUUGGAGGAGUAUGCAGCAGCACCCAGAGCUCUGUUAAUAACAGCUGAACUGUUUUUGCCUCUCUAAAGCCAUCUAUUCACAAUGACUCUUCAAAUGGGGGUCUUGUUUCUAGCUCUUCUGGGCCUGAGCGCAGCACUGAUCUGCCCCGAUGGAGGCAUGUGUGAAGAUAAAGACACCUGCUGCAAGAACACUCAGGGAGGUUAUGGCUGUUGUCCGCUGCCACAUGCAGAGUGUUGUUCAGAUCACCUCCACUGCUGCUACCAGGGGACAGUGUGCGAUCUGGUCCAUCAGAAAUGUAUUAAUAAAACAGUUUCACUUCCGUUGAUAAAGCGACUUCCCAGUAAGCAGAGAUCAUCUCCCUCUCAGCUCAUCAGCAGAAUAAAGGCGGUCAUGUGUCCGGACCAAGAGUCGGAGUGUCCUGAUGACACCACCUGCUGCCAGCUUUAUGAUUCUUCUUGGGGUUGCUGUCCGUUACCCAAGGCAGUUUGCUGUGAGGAUAAACGCCACUGUUGCCCUGGAGGAUCAAAAUGCGAUCUCGUCCAUUUAAAGUGCGUUUCUCCAUCACUUGGGUCCGUCCCGAUGCUGGAAAAACUACCAGCGGAAAGAUCAAAGGAUAGGCCAGUUUCUGUGGCUGGUGCAGUGAUUUGUCCUGAUGGGAAAAGCAGCUGCUCAGAUAGUUAUACUUGCUGCGUCCAGGCCAGCGGACAAUAUGGCUGCUGCCCUUACCAAGAGGCCACAUGUUGCAAUGAUCAUCUCCAUUGUUGUCCAAGCAACACGACAUGUGACUUAAAGCAUGGAGUCUGUAAAUCGGGAGGGAAUGAAGUGCCGCUGAUGAAGAGGAUUCCUGCUGUGUCCCGCGACGUGGAGUGUCCAGAUAAGAAAACGGUCUGUCCUGAUCAGACAACGUGUUGCCAGAUGACCAACGGAUCGUUCGGCUGCUGUCCUAUGCCUGACGCCGUCUGUUGUUCAGACCACAUCCACUGCUGCCCUUCAGGGACAAAAUGCGACCUGAUACACAGCACCUGUGUGUCCGUCCAGGAAAACGCUCCCCUGUCCAUUAAGAAGCUCCUGACCAUGAUGGACCAGGGGUCAGCGCAGAGCAAAGUCCUUGCUGUUCCCUGUAAUGCCUCUGUGGCCUGCGCUGACGGAAACACCUGCUGUAAAUCACCAACAGGAAAGUGGGCCUGUUGUCCUUUGCCUCAGGCUGUGUGCUGCAAGGACCACCUGCACUGCUGUCCCAGUGGAACCGUCUGUAACCUGGCAGCCUCCACUUGUGAUCAUCCCUCAGGCGUAGCGCUGAUGCCGCUGCUCCCCAAUACACCCGUCUUUCCUCUACUGACAGAAAACAGCAAGUGUGACAAAUCCACGUCGUGUCCCGGAAAAGCUACCUGCUGCAAGACGGCGAGUGGGGGAUGGGCCUGCUGUCCUCUGCCCAAGGCUGUUUGUUGUGACGAUCACGUCCACUGCUGUCCUCACGGCUCUGUUUGCAACUUGGAGGCUGAAACUUGCGACGACUCCUCCGGUGUCUUUCCGCCGCUUCCCCUGAUAACCAAAGUUCCCGCUCUGACCAGUCGAGUUCAGCAGGAGAAAAUCAUGUGUGACGGUCAGACUAGCUGCCCGAAAGACACGACCUGCUGCUUCAUGGAGAGGACCCACAAAUGGGGCUGUUGCCCUCUGCCGGAGGCGGUGUGUUGUAAAGAUGGAAUCCACUGCUGCCCCAGUGGACACACUUGUGACCCCCAUCGGUCCUUGUGCUCCAGCGGCCCUCAUCGGAUUCCCUGGUCCACCAAACUGGGCGCUCUGACCGAGCCAAGCGUGUUGACCGACGUUAAAUGCGACAACAAAAGCAGCUGUGCCACAGGAACGACCUGCUGCAAACUGCCGAGCGGCGAGUGGGGCUGCUGCCCGUUGCUGAAGGCGGUUUGCUGCCCUGACCACGAGCACUGCUGUCCUCAGGGCUACACAUGCAACAUGCAAACUAAAACAUGUGAGAAGAAAAGCUACAAUCUGGAGCUCACCGCUGCCCUUCUGAGUAAAGUGGAACAGUCUGCGCUGAGGCAGGCAGUGGAGGAAACAAAUGUACAAUGUGACAGCACAGGGGUGUUUGUCUGCCCGCCAAAAUCCACCUGCUGUAAGAUUUCAGCUACAGAGUGGAGCUGCUGUCCCUUUGUCAAGGCUGAAUGCUGCGCAGACAUGAAGCACUGCUGUCCUGUUGGGUACUCAUGUAACCUGAAAGCCAGAAAUUGCAUUCCACAGACCCAGCUGACCUGGGAUUCGUUUCUGGGGGUCAGACAUAAAGACUCGGUCCAUCGUGGACUCUAAUCUGGCAGAGUUGCAGAUGAUUUGCAGCCCUGAAUCCUUUCCAUCAAUCUGUUGCUUGCGUUAGUGUGGACAACGUGAGAGUCAUCUCAGUGUCCUUUUUGGUUUCUCUUAAUUGCAUUUUUUUUUUGUAGUUUUUUUUGUUGUUGUGGAAAUGUAGUGAUUGGGAAGAGGUUUUGCUUUUAUGGGCGUUCUGUUUAUUGAGCAAGUGUCUCUCCAUUUAAACUUACUAUCAUUUCAACACUGAAUGUGGAUCUAGUUCAUCUUCUGCAUCAUUUCUGUAAAUCACUCCAGAUAUAGAAGAAGCUUUUAUCUGCAACGAUGGGUGGGAAUGCAGAAAAUUCACAUUCAAUUUGUAUUAAACACAAAUAUUUAAUACAUUGCACAGAAGUAAAACAAUAAAGCAAACAUUUAAAUUUGUACAUAAAUUCAAAAGUCUAGAGUGAGAAUGACCUAUAUUCCAAAUAAAGAGAAGGUAGCCUCAAAAAAUGAGAUAAAAUGUCUGAAUUAUUUUUCUGAGAAGAAAUUUCUGUCUUUGGAUUUGAGUUGCAGAAAGUCUAAAGCAUCUGCUUAGUUUAAGAAGAUUUAUCUUAUGAAUCUUUUCUGAUGAGAGAGUUCUGUUUAAUAGAUGUUCACAAAACCAAGCCUGGUUAGAUCACUAACUGUAGGCCUGAAGGUUUCAGCACACAGCUUCUGUUCAGACUCUGUCCAUCCUGUUGGCUCUGCUGACUGUCUAGUUUUAACAUUAUUAAUAUUAGGUGUGUUUUUUUUUUGUUUUUUUUUUGGAAUUUUAAAAGUUUGACAACCCCCACAACAGCCAUUGAAUUGGUUAAUGGCUCCAAAAAGUUGCUUUAAAUGAGUUGAAGACUGUGGCAGAUAUAUCAGAUGGUUCCAUUUGUAAUUUCUGAUUUUGCACGAAUGAAUGAAUUAGCACAGAUUUGACUAAUUUUCCUUUACAUUUCUAAUUGUUCAGCUGUGAAGGGAUUUUUUAGUGACAUGAGAGAUUUAAAUUAAUGUAUUAGUUCUGUGUUUUUAAAUUUGUGUUUCAGGCACCCUGUAGAUGUUUGAAUUUUUCAGUUUUUUUAUUUAAAUUUGGUAAAAGGAAAAUAAAACAAUAAGGUGUGCCUUAUUUAAUAUUGAGUGUAUUUUUUGGUAUGUUAUGGAGUCUGUUAAUAAAAAUAUCUCCUUUC